CUGGCCACAUUGCGCUGGUGUUCCGCUCCCCAUACUGAGCGGGAGCGCUGGACGCAGUGAGGAAUAACUCAAACCUCACUUCCAGUUCCACACUGCACUUCACGGGCACUAAAAAAAAAAACUCAGACAUGGAUGACCCACUCACAAAAUGGCUCCACUUUUACACUAACAUCAACAACACGUCGGGAACGGGUGGUGUGUUCGACAUCUAAAUUAAAGACAGACAUUUUAUAGGAUAUAACAGCAACGGGAUGAAAUGAUGGAAAAAAUGAAGCCGGAGCUUUGUCCUGUAAGUCCCGGUGCCAAAUCGUGCAGUCCACUGAAGCAGGAUUCCAUCAUCAGGGAGAAUGGAUGCAACGACCUGGACUCGAAUGAGGGAAACUUCACUGGGGAGGGGAUUAAGACAGAUGACGCGCUUCUGCGAAACCCGCGCAACGGGACCAUCAUCCUCAACGGCGUUACCAAGGAAACCGCUUACGACGCGCUUGAUCUGAAAAGGGAAGUACCAGUGAUUGAGCUCUCGAGGAGGGACGAUAUAAAGGCGGGACAGCAGAGAACGGACAGUCACACGGUACCGAUCACGGAGCUUCGCCGACCACCCGUGCCGUUGCCGCUGCCGCAUCGAGACGCGCUGAACGACGCUCGAAUGGUUCAGCUGAGCCCCAACGCGUUCCCUCUCCCGGCGCGAGCGAUGCUCUACAACUUGGCGCAACCUCUCGCCGCCAUCAACAGUCUCGGAGGGGAGUCGGAGCAGUACGGCAUGUACCCCAGCAACAGGGUAAAGCGCCGCCCUGCGCCUUACGAGGUUGAGCUCGACGAGGCUGGCCAGCCAAAGAUUGUACGGCGAAUCUUCACCAACAGCCGGGAGCGCUGGCGGCAGCAGAAUGUCAACGGGGCCUUCUCAGAGCUCCGUAAGCUCAUCCCCACCCACCCGCCAGACAAGAAGCUGUCCAAGAACGAGAUCCUGCGCCUGGCCAUGAAGUACAUCAGCUUCCUGUCCAACCUGCUGGACGACCAGGACGGAGGGGACACCAUGGAAAGGGGCGACGGCACAGGGCUGCUGGUUGGGGGCCGUGAGGGUGGACCCCAGGGGGCGCGUCAGGAUGUGGCGGGGCUGGCCACGGAGGACGACCUGCUCCUACACGGCACGCUGUCACCUGGGUCCAGCUGCGGGAGUCUGCCGGACGGGGACGGCAGUCCCGAGAGCUUUACCGAGGACCAGGACUCGCCGCCGGCCCAGAGGACUGUGCCCGCCCCGCGCGGCAGGGACAUGAGGCGCAACGCCCGGCCGCAAGACGGCGGCGGCCAGCGAUGACGGCGACGGUUGUGACCGCGGUGACGACGGUUGUGACCGCGGUGACGGCGGUGAUGGAGUUGACGGAGGUGACGGUGGACAGUGGGAAAACCAAGGGAUUGACUUUUAUCCUUGACAGAGGACGACUCCAGUGUGGAUAAGUGUGAGAAUGUGCGCUAGGAUAACUUUGCUUCAUCUAAAGAGUGGUGCUUUAGGUUCUCGGGGCGUGCUGAUCCCAGAAUUUCACUUAAUCAGGAUUCUAAUCAGUCCACACUGAAACCAAUGGCAGCUUGCUCGGUAUGGUCCUCUUUCAUUCACUUGGUUGUCCUAGUAAAAGACUUUCUGUAAAUUCUGCAUGCUUCAUGGCGUCUCGGAGCUGGGUCAAGGGACCCCGCGUGUUUUCUGCAUUAUCAGUGUUCAGACACAGCACAGCGUGUUUCUGUAACUCUUUCGAGUCAUGAUGAGAAGUGCAGCAUAAAUCCUAUGACAUCAUCAUUAAGUCAUUGUUGCCAUGGUACCCUGAGGGCACGCAGUGGGGGGUGCACCAGGAACUUUACAAUAGAAAUGCCAUCAUGUUCUCUCCUCGGGUUCAAAUCCAACUUUGCCUGUUUUCAAUGUGGGUAAUUUUAGCUCUUCUGGUUUUUACAGAACAAUGUAGCUUCUUCCCUGAUAGCAAUGGCUUGACGUCAAAUCCUUGCAGUAAAUCACACACUUCAGCACACAUUAAAGACAAUUAUUUGCUUCAAAGUGUGUUGAAUUAAGUGAGGAUUUGGCACGCACUUACAACCUAUUCUGAAAACAUGUACAUACAGCGUUACCUUCAGAAAUAUUUUGACCGUGGUUCAUGUUAAGUGAUAUGCUUUAGACAGGGUGUUGUUGACCAAUUUUUUUUUUUUAAGGAUUCUAUUCACAAACAGUACACUCAGUCAGAAGGGGGUGUACAAUAUGUCAACUAGAAAAAUUUAUGACAAACACGUAUCAUUAUAGAAAAAAUGUGGUAUCUUAUUUAUUAAUUUGUGUCACACAUAACUAUCAUUGAGUACAACACAACAAAGCAGCAUGGCAAAUGACCGUUAAACACACACAUGUAAACUCACACACACAGGCAUAACACAUUAAGAACAAUCUAAGGCACUGCCUAAACAUACAGACGAACAUACUAAGUAGCUAACUAGCCAGAACAACGACUGCAGCUUAAAGAAGAGGUACAGCGAAUUCACAGGUCACCCAACCAUUUUGUAUAUUACACAGUAAAUGUCUAUUUGAAUGUUUUUUCCACUAUUUUGCAGUAGUGCUUUGGUAUGGUACACCUUAAGUAUAUCGCCUCCUAAAUACACUCGUCGGCUCUCUGUUGGCAUAGCAACAAAACCAGCUGUAUUAUUAUGUCCGUAAACAGUGAGGCGUACUGUACUUCCUGUUGUUUUGUUAUUUAAUGACUCAUUUUCCAGCAGAUAUUUAGUAGCCUAUCUUGGUACCUUUGGUUACUAUUUUAUGAACUCCAGUAAAGCAAAGGGACAUUGUCUGUUCAAUUUAGUAAAUAAAAACAAAUGAAAAAAUUACUUCUGUUGUACUAUACGCAAUGUUAAAUCAAUGACUUUUAUAUCAAAUGCUGAAUAAAACAAACAGAGGAAAAGA
Esox lucius (northern pike) is the source of this 2929-nucleotide messenger RNA. Its product is annotated as T-cell acute lymphocytic leukemia protein 1. Gene Ontology annotation, biological process: regulation of transcription by RNA polymerase II. The transcript has 4 exons. Lineage: Eukaryota; Metazoa; Chordata; Actinopteri; Esociformes; Esocidae. Bases 257 to 1315 code for a protein of 352 amino acids. Gene Ontology annotation, molecular function: DNA-binding transcription factor activity, RNA polymerase II-specific; RNA polymerase II cis-regulatory region sequence-specific DNA binding; protein dimerization activity. The record is from RefSeq and is a predicted model, not a curated record.